Molecule: messenger RNA, 360 nt
Organism: Coprinopsis cinerea okayama7#130
Lineage: Eukaryota; Fungi; Basidiomycota; Agaricomycetes; Agaricales; Psathyrellaceae
Exons: 2
Coding region: 1-360 (119 amino acids)
Source: RefSeq, a predicted model, not a curated record
AUGUAUACCACAAAAAAAAGAAAACCCGAAACAAAAACCGAAAACGAUGACAAAAACAAGCAGCCAGUGAUUGAGCAACGGAAGAGGAUGCGCAAAGAUCCUGCUUUUGACGUGACGAAGCCGCCCGUUCCUGCUCAGAGUGUGAACGAGCGUCUUCCUCCUCCCGCCGCCUCUUCGGCUUCAAAACUAAGGCUUUCUCCGCAUCCUCAGCAAUCAAAUCCCAAAGACGAGCGAUUCUGGCCUUCACAACCUCUUCGCGAAACCAAGUCCGGAUCCGUGGUAGGGAAGGACAGGGGUAACCCCCGGGUAGCCGGACACCUACCCUUACCCCCACCCCCCAAAACCCCUACCCCUGACUGA